AUGUACAGUAAAUUCUUAUUCAGUGAUCUGAACCAGCAGCCUAUAGAACAAUCGACUUGGAGAAUAAAGAGUCUACAUGAUCUUGGAUCCUUGGAGCCCUUCAUCAAGGAGAAAGUAACGAGCAGUGAGGUUAGCAGAACUUCAAGAAUACAAGACAAACACAAAACGACAUUCCAUCUACCACCGCACCACAUCCUUAUCCCCACUGCUCGUUCAACCUCCAAAUCGGGGUUUUGUUCUCAGAAUUACGUUGUGGACUCGAUUAUGUCAGCCUCUGAGAAGAGUGAGCUGUUGGGAUCCCAACUACGGCAUUUCUCUACCUCAUUGAUUGGAACCCAACCAAUGACUGAUCAGACCUCCUCCUCCUUUUCCAACAACGCGCCGCCAUCCAAGUCCAACCCACUACCAUCAUUACUACUUCCGAACCUCCCAGAUGAUAUUGCACUGCAAUGCAUUGCCAGAGUCCCCAAGUCAUAUCACCCCACACUAUCUCUUGUCUCCAAGUCAUGGUUGUCCGUCAUACGCACCCCGCUUCUCUUCACCACCCGAUCUCUCCUCCAUUGCACUCAACACUUCCUCUAUCUCAACAUCCGCAUCUUCAACACAUUUAAUUGGUACUUACUAGAUUGUAGUCCUUCAAACCCUAAAAACCAUAAAAGAACUCUUUAUCCUCUGCCUCCUAUUCCCUUGCAUCUCACUGGGCCUGCUUUUGCCGUUUUAGGCCCCAAAAUCUUUGUAAUCGGUGGGUCAAUCCAUGACAUACCCUCAAACAAUGUUUGGAUUUUCGAUUGUCGGUUCAACAAAUGGGAAAUUGGGCCCAAAAUGCGUGUAGGAAGAGAAUUUGCUGCUGCUGGGGUAGUGAAUGGAAAGAUAUAUGUAAUGGGUGGGUGUGUAGUUGAUAAUUGGGCUCGAUCGAUGAAUUGGGCUGAGAUUUUUGAUCCAAAGAUGGGGUCAUGGACUUCUCUACCAAGCCCGAUUGAAAUUAGGGACAAGUGGAUGCAUGCUAGUGCAGUUGUCAAUGAUAAAGUGUAUGCAAUGGCUGAUCGGGGCGGUGUGGUUUACGAUGCCUAUGCAAAGGAAUGGGGUGGGGUGCCAAAGAGGCUUGAUUUGGAGUGGAGGGGACGGGCUGCAGUGGUGGAUGGGGUGUUGUACUGUUAUGAUUACUUGGGAAAGAUUAGGGGCUAUGAUAUGGGGGAGGAUGUGUGGAAGGAGUUGAAAGGGGUGGACAAGGGUUUACCAAAGUUUUUGUGUGGUGCAACAAUGGUGAAUUUUAAUGGGAGGUUGUGUGUGGUGUGGGAGGGGAAGGGGAAGGGGAAGGGGAAGGGGAGUGGGAAAGAAGUGGAGAUUAUGUGUGCGGAGAUUGAGGUUCAUAAGGAUGGGGGAGGAGGGUUAAGUGGGUCGAUUGUAUGGUCCAAUGUGAUACUUGUGAUUCCGAGUCAUGCUUCAAUAGUGCAUUGCUUGGCAGUAGCGUUGUGAUGGCAUAACAGGAAGGUAUGUUGUUUCAUAUAUGAAGCUUUGUUUGAAUUCAAAUUCUCCCCUCCACCUCGAGUUACACACUUUUGAAUUUGUCGUCCGUCAAAACUUGUAUAUAUAUGCACAUAUGAUGUGUUGAAAACUUGUGUAUGACACUGUGCAUCUCAAUGUCCUCCAAAGUUUUGUGCUUGGAACUAUUGUGGAAAAGGUGAGGGAUUGUAAUAAGAAAAACUAUGGAUUUAAGAUGGAUCAGGUGCCUGUGACGUUUCAAAGAGUUAAAAAACUACUAUGAAGGUUUUUAGCACAAACAAAUGCACAUUUCACACGACUAUAAAACCUGUCUCUGUAGAAUGCAUGGUAAUGUGUUCAAACUGUUGUGCUGAUAUGGAAUGGUAAUGAAAAGGGCUAUAAGCU
Molecule: messenger RNA, 1887 nt
Organism: Ilex paraguariensis (yerba mate)
Lineage: Eukaryota; Viridiplantae; Streptophyta; Magnoliopsida; Aquifoliales; Aquifoliaceae
Source: the annotation of a GenBank genome assembly